This is a messenger RNA of Cynoglossus semilaevis (tongue sole), 2438 nucleotides long. RefSeq names its product nuclear receptor coactivator 4 (gene ncoa4). Gene Ontology annotation, molecular function: transcription coactivator activity. Gene Ontology annotation, biological process: intracellular iron ion homeostasis; response to hormone. The record is from RefSeq and is a predicted model, not a curated record. Bases 118 to 1863 code for a protein of 581 amino acids. NCBI's taxonomy places the organism in Eukaryota, Metazoa, Chordata, Actinopteri, Pleuronectiformes, Cynoglossidae. The transcript is spliced from 12 exons.
UAAGGGGGUUGUCUUUUGUUCACGUCAUCGUGAGACUAGCUCACGGGUCGUGGAAAAUCGCCGACAGAUAAAACCUAAUUUUAUCCACCGUUAAGUUAUUGUCUUUUUAAAUUCUUUAUGACAUCUAAGUCCCGGAUCCACGGAAGAGCCUCGCGGAUGCCAUCAGCAGAGGCAGCGUGUGAUGGGCUGAAGGUCUGUCAACAGGCCCAGGCUCAGCUUGAAGAUGCCAUAGUUGGUGUGGUGAAGGCUGAGCAGCAGCUAAAGGAGAACGCCCGUGAGGUGCGCUCAGAGUUGCAGAGCUGCGUGAGUCGUCAGCAGGAGGCACUGCGCUGCAGAGAGGUGUGGCUGCUCAGUCAGAUUGAGCUGCUGGAACAAGUGAAGACAGAGACGCUGCAGCAGCAGUUGCACCAGCUGCACCGGCUGCAAGGUCAGUUUGACAUCAUUGCAUAUCAGCUGCAGAACAACAACAAGAGCAACGACCUGAGCAAUCAGCUGACCAGCUGCAUGGAGAAAUUGUCCUCCAUGAGUCUGACUCCUGAGGAAACACCAGAGAUGAGUUUUCAGGCUGACAGUCGCUCUCUGAGGAACGCCAUCACCUCGUUUGGUAGCGUCACUGCACAGCAACUUGUGGAAGGUGUGCUGUCACAGAGCCAGGCAGCACAGAGGUGUCCAGUCGCUGUCAAAAAGCAGAAAUUAGAGGAUGAUGAUCUGGGGCAGUGGCUUUUGGGUAGUUGCCCAAAAAACAGUGGCCCAGUGUGCUAUCAGUCCAGUAAGAACCCUCAGGAUUGGCUGCUGUCAUGUAAGGACACCAAGGCUUCAUGUCCUGUUCUGGCUUCGGUGGAUUUCCUGCAGACCUGGGGUCAGCUCAGGGACCUGGAAUCGUGGCUUCUUAAGGACAAGAUGCCUGUGUGCAGGGAGAGGACCAGCAGCAGCUGUAGUUCUGUCUUUUCAAUUGAAAAAAUUGAUGAAUCAGAGUUCACCGACAGCUACGAAGAAGAGAUGGAUGAGGAGCUCGAUGAUUGGCUCAUCCCCUCGCCCACCGAGACCGUUGACACCGUGACUGAUGCUGAGCGGUGGCGUCAAGUGUUAAAACCAUUCAGCAAUGGCUGGUCAUCCAGUGAUUGGCUGCUGGAGCCCACCUGCCCUCCUGCAGCUACUGCUGCUGCUGACUGCUCCUCCUGCUGCCAGACAAAAACCAAGGCUGUGGAGAUUGAGAACCUGGGUCAGCUGAAGUGCCUGAAGACCCCGCCCAGUUCAACCCCCACUACCCCUGCUACACCUAUGGCCACCACAGCCCUGGAGACAUGGCUGCAGCAGGCAGUGCCAUUGCAGCAGACUUGCAGAGCCAACGAGCUUUGUUCCACAUAUGCAGAAUGUCUCUGUGAGGAGAACUGUGGCAAAGAGGCGCUGAGCCGCUGGCUCCCUCCGCAGGAGGGCCCGGACAAACAUGGGCGACAUUUGGAACAGGAGCAGAAGGUCCAGAACAUUCUUCAGACUUGGCUCCAGCCCUCCAAGAGCUCCUCUUCUCCUCAGGCCCUAACCUCGGCUCUUCCAAUCUUGGUGGCCACCAGUGAGGAGAAGGUGAGCAGGGAGAACCUCACCUCCACUUCUUCCUCACCGUUUCAGCAUGCUCUGGAUCCAGAUCGCUGGAUCCAAGGUCUUGCUCCGGGAUCAGUAAGUCAACCUCGACCCUCUGAGGAGCAGCACCAGGGGAAGAAGGAGGAGGAGGACAAGUGGUUGCUGAAGAAGCGUAGUCAGGCUCAGGAGCGUCUUGCUUUACCGAUGGUCUGUGACCUGUUCUCCUGCAUGAAAGUGGGCGGAGACAAAGACCAGUGGUUGCACAAAGCAGCAAUGCAGAUGUGAUGGUGAAGUUUUUGUUUUCUUCUGUCUCUAUUGCCAUACAAAGCACACGAUCCUGAUCGACUGACAACACCUUUUACUUCCUGUGACAUUAUCCCACCAAACUGCCUCCACUCAAAUCCGCAACGGACUGAGAGGAUGACAAGAAAACCUUUGGCUUAACCAGACAGUUUGAUCAGCUAAUAGUUAUCAGUCAGAUUAUCAGGAGCUGGUUUUAUUGUGCUUUAACCACCUUAUUGAUUAAUUAUUAAUCAAUUAUUAAUGACUAUAGCUUUUGAGUUUGUUUAAAUGAUCAGCUAAUGUUGAGAUGGAAGGGGCUAGAGUUGUGAAUGGUGGAGAGUCGUAUAUAUUUAUAAAGACCAUUUAUAAUGAUUUUAGUUCCUUUUACUUGCUGCCAUGGCAGGGUUUUAUGUAAAUUCCCAGAAUUCCUUGUGACAAACAGGAUAACGUCAUCAGCAGUGUUGGUGCGUUUUCAUUAAGUCUAUGUGUGGUUUGGGAAUGUAAGGGAGGGGCCAGGGUCAGGAUGUCACUUUUUUUCCUGCUGUGAUUCUCAACAGUAAUAAACUAUUAUGACAUCA